Molecule: messenger RNA, 1746 nt
Organism: Zea mays
Lineage: Eukaryota; Viridiplantae; Streptophyta; Magnoliopsida; Poales; Poaceae
Exons: 11
Coding region: 79-1746 (555 amino acids)
Source: RefSeq, a predicted model, not a curated record
GUGAUCUGGGUGCUUACUGCUUGGGGGCAUCUUCGAGGAGACCACUCGCCAUUUCGCGUUUUCGAUCGUCGCUUGUAGAUGCGAGACGUGUUGAUCCCGGAGCUCCAACGUGGGAACACUUCUGUGACCAUAUGCGCUCGCGUUUCUCGUUUAUGGGACUUCUGUGAUCCUCAGGAUGAAGCAAAGUUGCUCCAUUGUGAUAUGGUGCUGCUUGACGAAGAGGGAAACGGUAUCCAUGCUGCAAUAUUCCCACCAGUCAUACAAAAGUUCAAACCUCUGAUAAAAGAAGGAGUCAUCUACAACAUCACAUACUUCCGGGUCAGAGCCUCGAACAAUUUGUACAAGCCUGUUUUCAAUGAGAACAUGAUUACCUUUACAAACUGGACAAAAUUGGAGGAGGUUGUUGAGGUUCCGCCAGCAUUUCCUGUGCUUACCUACUCGCUCACACCAAUAGACCAGCUCCAUUUAUGUGUCGACCACAGGGAGUACUACACAGAUGCCAUUGGAAUUGUCACUUCCAUCUCGGCCGUGGCGCCGCACCGAUCCAGAGGGCAACAUACAACCAGCUCUAAGAGGACUAUUUCCUUGUGCAGUGUCAGCAACAACAGUUCGGUAAAUGUUGUUCUAUGGGGUGGGCAAGCUAGCUUAUUCCCUGGAGAACAGAUCUACAGUGAUGGCCAGUCCUCUCCACAGAUCCUGAUGUUUGUUGGCAUGCUUGUCAAGAAAUACGCGGAUGGACUGUGCUUGUCUGGCGGCUCACCCUGUAAGUGGUACAUUAAUCCUGAUGUUCCUGAAGCAUGUGCCCUCAUGGCUAGUGCGAGGAAAGCGCAUAGUCCCAUUAAGUGGAACGAGGUUCUAUCUUCGAAUCAGCCUAUGCCCCAUGUUCCCGAGGAACAAAAAAUCGCUUGUAUUAGAGAUCUGCACCCAUUUGAGAAUAAGGAUAGGGAAUUCUUGGUGACAGUCACUGUAAAAAAGAUUGGUGAUAGGUGGUGGUACAAUGCAUGCAAAAAAUGCACCCGCACAGCUGUGGCUCAUGGGGAUUCCUACAAGUGCAGCGAUCAAGUUUGCGCUACCAUUGGCACGCCCAACCAAAGGUACAAACUACUUCUCACUGCAGGGGAUGAGACGGGUGACACAGACUUCAUCCUCUUUGGUCGAAUGGCGCAACGCAUCAUCAAGAGGCCGUGCGAUAUGCUCAUAGCCAACAAUUCAACCGGCUUUAUUCCUAAUCCAAUCACAGAUCUGCUCGAGAAGACGUAUGUAUGGAAUGUGAGUUUCUCUGACCACACAAUCAAUACUGGAAAUAUUUGUUUCCAGGUCAACGCAGUCGUGGCAGAGAUAGGUACUGCAAAGGACUCCAUCCAAUCAUCUUCAUCGGGGCCAAAACAGUCACAAACUGUGCUAUUGCAAGGUGUACCCAGUGGCAUUGAAGACACUCCUGACAAAGCCUCGAACUUGGUCAUGCUUUCGACCCCGCUCACACCACAAAGUUCUCCAACCAGUGUGCAAGAUAAGACUAUUGGUAUUGGCAGCAGCACUGCGGUUCCAAGUGGUACUCCCGCCAUAACAAAGGAACUGACAUCCACGCCUAGGAAGAGGACAAGGUCUUCGCCUGCAAAGACAGUUACAAAGAGGUUGUUCACCGACAUAGAUGGAGGAACCACUGGCUUCAAGGAUGCCGCAGAUAACACUGCUGCUCCUAGGUACCUUUUCCCUUGUACCUAUAGGUUCUCCAUGAACGCCUAG